Messenger RNA from Aspergillus calidoustus, 2241 nucleotides. The record is from the annotation of a GenBank genome assembly. NCBI's taxonomy places the organism in Eukaryota, Fungi, Ascomycota, Eurotiomycetes, Eurotiales, Aspergillaceae.
GAACCAGCUGUUUUCACUUAUCCAACAGCUCAACUUUUACAUCUAUCUCAAACAUAGAGAAGAUGGCGUGGCGCAACCAAGGUAUCACAGGUUCCAACAACAUUCCCCUGGGGAAGAGACGGUUUGGUGGUGAGGAAGAGGAUAGUCGCACAGCGACUCCUGCGUCCGCCGUUGGGGAUCAGCGUGGUAGAAGUCCUGUCCGGGCCGAUCCUCCAGCCGACGGCGUGAAAAGACGCAAGAAGCGCAAUCGAUGGGGCGAUGCUCAGGAGAACAAGGCCGCCGGCCUCAUGGGCUUGCCCACGAUGAUCAUGGCCAACUUCACCACGGAGCAGCUUGAGGCUUAUACUCUUCAUCUGCGUAUCGAGGAAAUCAGCCAAAAGCUCAGGAUCAACGACGUUGUCCCCGCGGAUGGCGACAGGUCACCUUCUCCACCUCCGCAGUACGAUAACUUUGGAAGACGUGUUAACACCAGAGAAUACCGCUACCGCAAGCGCCUCGAGGAUGAGCGUCAUAAACUGGUGGAAAAAGCCAUGAAGACCAUCCCUAACUAUCACCCACCUUCUGACUACAGGCGUCCCACCAAGACCCAAGAGAAGGUCUAUGUGCCAGUGAAUGAUUAUCCAGAGAUUAACUUCAUUGGCUUACUCAUAGGUCCUCGUGGAAACACCCUGAAGAAGAUGGAGUCGGAGUCCGGUGCCAAGAUAGCUAUUCGAGGCAAAGGCUCUGUCAAGGAAGGAAAAGGCCGAUCUGACGCCGCUCACGCUAGCAACCAGGAAGAGGAUCUUCAUUGUUUGAUCAUGGCAGAUACUGAAGAGAAGGUUAACAAAGCCAAGAAACUUGUGCACAACGUUAUUGAGACGGCUGCCUCUAUUCCAGAAGGCCAGAACGAACUCAAGAGAAACCAACUUCGUGAGCUGGCCGCGCUCAACGGUACUCUUCGUGACGAUGAGAACCAGGCUUGCCAGAAUUGCGGUCAAAUCGGGCAUCGCAAAUAUGACUGCCCCGAGCAGCGCAACUUCACUGCGAACAUCAUCUGUCGUGUCUGCGGUAACGCGGGCCAUAUGGCUCGUGAUUGUCCCGACCGCCAAAGAGGAAGCGACUGGCGCAACAACCAAGGCGGCUUCGGUGGCCGCAAAGCUAUUGGCGGUGGCGAUGCUGUUGACAGAGAGAUGGAGCAACUCAUGCAAGAAUUGUCUGGUGGUGGCCCUGGGCCAGACGGCCAACCUCCUCGCCGUAUUGAGGCUGGUCCCGACCAAGGUUACGAUGACCGCGACAUGAAGCCUUGGCAACGCCCUCCCCCUCCUGGCGAUGUGGCUCCCUGGCAGCAACGUGGCCCGCGCGACAGUCGCCGUGACGACUAUGCCCCUCGUGAUCACGGUUCCGCCGCCCCAUGGGCUUCUCAGGGUCGUGGCGGCAACGAUUACGGAUAUGGCGCCUCUGGAGGUUAUGGUGCUCCUGGAUCUGCCGCACCUUGGCAACAGCAAGCCGCCCCUGCUGCGCCCGGACAGGCCGCUUAUGGAUAUGGAGGAUAUCCCUCGUAUCCCCCACCUGCGCCUGGUAUGGGUGCUCCAGGCGCUGCCCCUCCUGGCCUUGGCGCCCCUCCUCCACCACCCGGCAUGCCUUCGAUGUACUACGGUGCCGGUGUUAGUCCACCUCCGCCACCUCCUGGCGAAGGGCCUCCUCCUCCGCCUCCGAGUGACCAGCCGCCGCCACCUCCUCCCCCAGCUUAGUCGAUGAGCUGUCGCGAAACCUGGUGAUUAUAAGAGCGUCUGCAAACUGGUAAGGAAGAGGACGGACUCAUGAAAUAAAAACAAACAAACGGAGGCGCGUUAUGGUAUUCUUUAUUCUGCGGGCAAUUGGUAUAAUUUCAUUUUUCUAUGCCUUUGUUUCGUACAACUAACAUUUAGUACUAACUUGACCAUAUCUCGGUUGAAUAUAUUCUAUUGACCUGUAUCUGCAUGCGAUACGCUAUUUCUCGUAAUGUAGGGUUCUUUCCUACUGCCUAGAGGGUCUCAAGUACAUGUAGUUCGCUCUGAUGGGAAAAUGUUGGGGUAAAGUCGUUGCCUCAGGCACUAAUGCUCGACUUGCUCCGCUUCGAGUUCUCUUAUCCUUCAACGGUGGCGUUUUCGAGACAGUCAGCCCUCUGUUGUCUUAUUAACGGGUCAUUUUAUCUUCGCUUUCUUAGAUACUGGCACUCAGAAUUGUCGUCCAUCCUUGCUCUUUUUUUUUUUUUUUUUUUUU